GCUGAUAGGAUGAGAUGGGAUGGUCUCGUGGAUCACACGUGGAGAGGAGAGCCUCAUCCAACGUUGGGGAGACAUCCACACGAGUUUAGGCUUGUGGAGCCGCUAGACGCACCUAAGGUGACGAGUUCCCUAUCUAGUCCCUGUGAGUUGAGCGUCUCAUUCAUGUUCCGUCACUGCCUGGUUACGUUACCAAUGUUUGGGGAAUCCCUAAACAUUGGUUUGGGGAUACCUCUGGGGGCGUUGGGGAACUUAUCCAGAAUGACCGAUUCUUUUCUUUUUGGAGGGGGAAGCGGGACGCUUUAAAAUGGGCUAAACCCAAGAUCAGGGACGUGGGAUCUGGAGUCUGAGGUGAGGUGCGCACAAGAGAAUGCAGUGGCCUGAGAGGCGUUCAUCUUGCUGAUAUCGAGAAUGGCCUUUGCUGUCCGCCUUGGCUUUCAUCUUCGAUCGGGGGGCUUAUUUGCUUUAGGAGUCCAGGCCGAUAUGGAGAAUGAACCGGGGUAAUACUCAGGUAGAAUCAAUGUUUCUGCUGGGUCGUCUACCCGAUCCAUCUGAUCAUCAAUUACCCAAGCUUCAAUAGAAUGAAGCAGCUGAGAUGCAUCAUCAGAUAGUUGUGUUCAUCAUCCCCUGCAGUUAUGUUAGCUUACUCAUCCUGUUGCUCAUCGGCUACACCUCUCCUCUUGACUCCUUGUUCCUUAUUUCCAGAAUCAGUUGCCUUGGAGAUCGGCUCUUGACUUACCGCCCAAAGAAUCAAUCAAACAAACGGCACGGCCAGAAGAAAAAAAAGCAAAAAUCGAAUCGGUAACGGAAUCUUGAUCAAAGGAUCAUGUACAGCAUCCCCUGUAUACGCGAUCUACAUAGAAAGAUAGAAAGAGGCUUCGCUCCUUUCCACGCGAUUCUAUUUAUAUAAAAUAAAUUAAAAAAAAAAUAGAAAGCUCUAGGAUUGCGUAGGAUUCUUUGGCUACCGCUGCGGCGGUCAAAGUCAAAGACCCAACCAACCCUAGCCGCCGCCUUAAGAGAGGUUUUUAUCCCUCCCUUCCAGUGUGGCUUGAAAGAAAGCAAGCCACCUUGUUUUUGGCAAUGAAUGGAAUCAAUAGAUCGGCGGCACAGUAGAGUGAUUCUGACUGAAACUCCUGCUUGAUCUGUUUUGAGGCCCCCAGCUUUAGGCUAGGUAUAGGCCUCUCUAGAAGGUUGUGGGUUGGAGGAGAAAGGGGAGUGGAGGCGGGCCUCCGUUCGCAUCUCUGUUCCAACAAAUAACGACUUUUCCUCGUUCCCAUGACUCCGCGGCCCAUCUGCCUUUUCCAUUGUCAACCCCGGCAACUUAUGAGUGAGGCUUUCGGGGCUACCUACUUUAGGGCUAUAUAAAUAUAUAAGAAGAGCCCGAAUUUGGCCUUUUUGUUUAAGGGCUGCUCGCCUUUUGAAUAGAAGGAAGUGGGAUAGCGGGGGUGAUUUCGGUAAACCGAUGCAUGAGCUGAGGCUCCCAUGUCCCGCCGACCCUCCGAAAAAGUAAGGUCGUAAAACGGCUCAUAGGGAGUCAGAAGCAAGCAGAGUCAAAGGCGGGUCAAACUCACAUAAGCAGAGGGGGAGACACAUUCAUGAAAAGCGAGAAGCCGUGCCGUGGGGGACUGACCAACUAUGAAUAGAUCUUACUUACGGGUAACAGUAGGAACAUCUAUUAGUCCGUAUCGUGGGUCUACUUGUUACAAAAGGCGAACAUCCCCAUUCCAAAACAUUCACAUAGGUCCUCAGGCGGGCGGGACGAAAAGAGUCUAUUUACCUUUACAAUAUUCCGGAAUGUAUCACGGCCCUAUCUAUUCAUCUUUUUUAUUAAAAAAAAAAAAAAAAGAGUUCCGCAUCUCUCCGGGGCCCGGGGAACAAAUAGGCGUGGGGAAGAGGGAGAGGGGGGGCUACGAGCCCUCUCCCGUUGCUGUUCCCGGACCACCCACCCCUUCCUUCCCCUUCGCCCGGCCCGGUGAGGUCCGAAGAGAUCAGAUCUCUCGAACGAAGUGAAGUGAUAGGAAGAGAAGACUGCUGGCGGGAGAUCUCUAUUCAUUACACCCAGCGAAGCCAAAAAACGUGAGCGCCUAGCGCGAUACGCAAUCAAACUACUGCGCUAACGCGCUUCAACCUAAACAAGCAAGGGCCCGACUAUAUACAACGGCUAGCGCGCCAGAACAAGCAAGCAAGGGAUGAGCCCAAUUAUGAGUAAGCUGAUCGUAGAGCACCGUUGCGCGUUAGCGCAUCCGCUGGGCGCGUUAGCACGCGCAUCCAAGAAUCAACGGAUGAGCCCCUACUCGAGUAAGCUGAUCUACGAGCACUCUCUCCCGGUGGUCGAGCUGAUCGUAGAGCACCGUUGUGCGUUAGCAUGCUUUGACGCGGGAGCGCGCUUAUAGGUUGCGCGCGCCUUACUCAAAUAGGGGCCUUUAGCUAUAGUGGGGCCCUUGCUUGUUAGGUUAGGGGCAAAGCAACCUGACGCGUUGCGGCGCCCUACCUUGUCCACUGAGGCUCCGGAGUUUGCUGGAUCGAAGUAGGAAAUUCUCCAUCCGCCCGCCAGCAGCAGAGGGGUUCGAUUCCCGUUAUACGCGAUGUGGCGAAAAAGACUGAAAAAACGAGAUACCUUGCCUGCAUUAAGAUUUAAAACUUGUCGUCUACUUCCAGGAAAUGUUCGGAACAGAGAACUUACAAUAAUACAACGCCGCAUUCUCCGAAGAUUGAGGAGCAAGAAGAGAUCUAUUAAGAGAAAGAUUUAUCCGAGAGAAAAUCUUAACAGUUACAUCCAAUCACAAACUACACGAAAGUUGCCCCUUUUUCAUGGGGAUUUACCCAUCACAGAGAUGCACAGAGGAACAGAACGAACUUCAUAUAUCCCUUUUCCACUCAAUCCAGAAACAAGAUCGGACGUUAUUCCGGUUCGUCUCCAUUUUCGUGAAACUAUUCCUCAAGCAAGGCAGCCGAUAAGUCAUCGAAGGGUUUGUGUGAAUAAUGGAAUGGUAAGCAUUACUCAUUUGAAAGUGUCCCACGGUGAUCUAAUAUCUUUUCAAGAAAAUGACGCGAGAACCCGCGGUGAAGAAAUAAGGAGAUCUUUCUAUAUCGACAUAUCAGUUGAAAAAAUCAUAGGCAAAUUCCUGGAUCACCCGGUAAGAAUGUGGAGAAGAACCAAAACAGAAUGGUUCCGCCUACUCAAAACUAAGAGGGGGUGCCGCCUACUACUAAAAUCCCGGUUUUUGCAACAGUUGCGUUCUUCUAUGCAAGAAGAAGACUUAGAAAGAACAAAGAAGUUUGGAUCCGAAAAAGUAUGCUUAGGCAGUUCCUUCGCUGAGCACAACAGAAUGAAGAGGAAUUUGUAUCAUUUCAAAUCCCUAUUCUUAUCGAAGAGAAGGAACGAGAAAAACCGAAAUCUUCCUACUCGAACAAGAAGUCCUAUAGUUAACAACUCUUCUUUAUAUAGUAAUUCGACCUAUUGCUCCGGAUCCCCCCAUCAGUUUACUAGGAAGAGAAGAAUCAAAAGGAUCGAACUACCUACUCAUUAUUCGGAGGUGAAUCAUAGAACACCAAAAGCUGUGGUAUCUUAUGGACCUAACAUAGGUCACAUCCCUCACGACAUAAGAUUGAAAGAUCCAAACCUUCCUCUUCGGAGCGGAAACGGACGUGGCCAAAACAUAUAAAGAUCGGCGUAGUCGCUCAUAGGGACAUAUCUAUCCGGAUAGAGGAUAGUGACGAUCGAUUCAUAGAUAGAUCUCUCUCCAUAUAGAUAGGUAUCUCCGUGGAUAGAGAUAAAGAUAGGGAUCCAUCUAGAUCUUGAUUCACUAUUUCCAUUUUUUUUUCUUCCUUGAUUCUGAUUGAUUGCCUUUUUGACGACCCCUACUCGAGUAAAGGUAAGGAAAUGAAAUUCAAUUAUUACUUGCUGGGUCGGAGCGUAGACGAGCGAGCAGAGCCCAGGAACAGGGAAGCCCGUCAUAGAGCAGUCGACUAGAAGUAGAAGACUGCUGGCCUGAGAGAAGGCGGCCUCUCUCGGGAAACAUGGCCCAAUUUCUCUUCUUUCUUUUUGAUUUCGGUUUUUUUUUCAGGGGCCCACCCAAUUUCUCUGGUAGUUCGAGCUUGCUUCUAGUACCAAACAAGCGCUUGAAAGACCUCUCCUUACUCGCCUAAACCUGACUUACUCUUGCUCUUGAACAUGAAUACUUGAAGUCCCUCCGCUGCUCUGUCUUCUAGUCGAUUGUUCUGUGGGCAGUGGAGACGCUGGAGAUGUUUCAGCAACUAUUCCUACUAAUGUGAUUUCGUAGAAAACGGAAGUGCGCGGAUGCGCACUCCUGCGAAGAAAACGCCUUACAAACAAGCAAGUCCUUUCGCCCAAUUAUUAGUAAGGCGGUGGUCUACGAUCAGCUAGCUCAGCCGUUGCUUGGUUGCUUAGUACGCGCAUCUUCUUCUUGCUUGCUGGGCAGCGAAGUUUGAUUUUCUUGGGGUUUGUGAUCACCUCAGAUGGAGUUGAGGUAGACAAGGAAAAGGUACGGGCCAUAGUGGAGUGGCCUACACCAAAGUCUCUUACGGAAGUUCGAAGCUUCCAUAGACUAGCUACUUUCUACAGGCGCUUCAUCAAGAACUUUAGCAGCCAACUAGCUCCAAUCACCGAUUGUCUGAAGCAAAAUCGGUUCGAGCUUCUUGAAGUAGGGGGAAGCAGAAAGUAGUUUUCGACUAGUUAAGCAGAGGAUGCCCUUAAGAGAAAAGUGCCCCUGUAUUGGCCUUACCCGAUUUCUCAAAGGUAUUCGAAGUUGAUUGUGAUGCUUCUCACGUAGGCAUUGGAGCGGUGCUUAGCCAAGAAGGUAGACCAAUUGCCUUUUACAGCGAGAAAUUGAAUGAGGUUCGAAAGAGAUAUUCGACCUAUGAUGUCGAAUUUUAUGCUAUUGUCCAGGCCUUGCGACAGUGGAGACACUAUUUGAUUUCAAAGGAGUUUGUUUUAUACUCUGACCAUGAAGCCUUCAAAUUUCUCAAUGCCCAAAAGAAGUUGAAUAGCAGACAUGCAAAAUGGCUUUCAUUUUAGCAAGAGUAUAACUUCAUACUUAGGCACAAGUCCGGGAAACAAAAAAAACCAAGUUGCUGAUGCACUAAGCAGAAGGCUUUCUCUUUUAGGAGCUAUGUUUGUCGAAGCUGUUGGGUUCGAGGCUAUAAAAGGUCAGUACAAGAUGGAUCCUUAUUUCAGCUCGAUUCUGGAGCAGUGCGAGCUGCAUACUGGUGGUCCAGGGUUUGAUUCUAUUAUUCAGUAAGGCUAUUCAAUAGGGUUAACCGGAGAUCGCCCUAUAGAAUGACUAAGGGUUGGAGAUGAAGAAUGAAGUGGAAGAAACUAGUUGAAACGGAUCGAUAUCAGAGUGGAAUCGUCAAUAAAUAGACGGGGGCUUCUUCGUAUAGAAAGCCAGAUCGACAUAUGCUUGCUUCGAAUAAAAAGAUCGAUAUGCGUAUAGACAGAAAGAGAUGGAUAUAGUUGCCUGUAUCUAAACCAAAUAAGGUUGUUUUUUCCUUAUUUGGUUUAGAGUUGGGGCUUUCGAGCAAGCUGAAAAACUACAGCGCGCGCGUUA
Molecule: messenger RNA, 5567 nt
Organism: Telopea speciosissima
Lineage: Eukaryota; Viridiplantae; Streptophyta; Magnoliopsida; Proteales; Proteaceae
Product: ribosomal protein S4, mitochondrial-like
Biological process (GO): positive regulation of translational fidelity
Cellular component (GO): small ribosomal subunit
Molecular function (GO): structural constituent of ribosome; rRNA binding
Source: RefSeq, a predicted model, not a curated record